AAAAAAUAAAAAUAGGGAAAAAAUAAAAGUAGAAAUGGAUUUGCCCGCGCUUACAUUUCUUAAUUCCCUCGAACUCCCCGUAACCUUAGCUUAUUAUUUUCCUAGGCCCCUUAUUACUUUUCUUUUUCUAUUUUUCCCCUCGCUAUAAAUCAUCUCUCACAAUUACUUUCUCUCUCUAACAGGCAAUUUCAUCAUCUUCCCCCAUUUUAUCCAUUUCGAAGAAAAUAUACACCGGUACGAAGAAAAAAGUCGAACCUUUUUUUUGGAUGAUUUCAUUGAUUGAGCUUGAAUGCUUUUGAUUUCGCUGUUGAUAUUGUUGUUAAUGAAUUAUUGAUGUAUAUAUUUUUUUUUAAAAAAAAAGUUGUAUGAAUCUCAGAUUGGAUAAUUUUGAAAGUCAGAUUGUGUCAUGUGCUAGGGCAAUUUCGCCUAAUCUUCUAACUGCUUUUUUCUUUUUCUUUUUUUAUAAUUUUGUGUUCAUUGUAGUUUUGCGAUUUGUUUAUUCAUUUCCUAACUGUCUCCUCGCGUGAUUGUGCCGCUGUCGCACGUUGUUUCGUGGGUUGGGUGUAAUUGUCAUUUUGGCGACAGUACAGUAUCAGUGAUCUAUAAAAGAUGGAGUCUUUAGUUUAGGAUUAGUUGAGGAAGCUUCAAUUUUUGGAUACCCGUGAAUUCCUGAGAUCCAGAUUUGCGCGAUUAAGAGGAAAAAUGGCCAAAGUUUCCAGGGGAAGACGUAGGAUUGCUUCACGUCAGUGUAGGGCUACCCCUUACACAUUGCCACACCGUAAUCAAUCUGAGGCAGUUCACAAGAAACGGUGCUCAAAGGCACUCGUGAAAAAAGACUGGGAAGAUGCCACUUGUUCUGUGUGCAUGGAGUACCCUCACAAUGCUGUUCUUCUUCUAUGUUCCUCGCAUGACAAGGGUUGCCGACCCUAUAUGUGCGGGACUAGUUUCCGAUUUUCCAACUGCCUUGACCAAUACAGAAAAGCCUAUACCAAAGUGACAUCAACCAAUCACGGGCAAAAUCUUGGCAGUGAUAUUGAUAGGCCAGCAAUGUUCCCAUUGACUAGUUGGUCUAUCGAGAAAUGUGAAGUCACUGAACUUGCUUGCCCUCUUUGUAGGGGCCAAGUAAAGGGCUGGACUGUGGUAGAACAAGCACGGGAUUAUUUAAAUGGUAAAAAGAGAAGCUGUAUGCAGGAUUGUUGCUCUUUUGUUGGAACUUAUAAGGAGCUACGUAAGCACGUGAAGGCAGAUCACCCGUCUGCUAAACCUCGUGAGGUGGACCCUCUUCUUGAACAGAAAUGGAGAAGACUUGAACGGGAGCGAGAAAGAGAAGAUGUUAUUAGCACGAUAACCUCAUCAAUGCCAGGAGCUGUAGUGUUUGGCGAUUAUGUGAUUGAGGGAGGUCAUUAUGGAUUUGUUUCAGAUGGGGAUGAUGGCUUUGAUGAUGAUCCUAUUGAACAACAUGAUGGCUUCGAGGUGGGAAUUGACAGAAGUUUUAUGCUUUUUCUUAUGCGAACCAUUAAUCAGGCAGGUAAUGUUGCCUCAAAUAGAGGUAUUAGGCGGCCGGAAAGAAACUCGAAUCAUCCAACUGAAGUAGUUUCGGUUGGCAGUGGUCGUGCAUCCCCUCUUGGAAGAUAUGGCUACUCGGAUGAAGAUAGUGGAAGUGACAAUGAUGAUGGUGCAGUAAACGCGCGUGGUAACAAUCGCAUGUCUCUUGUUAGGCGUCUUCGUGAUCAAGGAAGAGUCCUUUUGGGGCAUUCUGGGAGGAGACGAAGGCGAAGGGAGGCCAGAAACCAGAGAGAGGAUAGAAAUUGAAAUGGUGGGUGGAACGUGUAGGAUAGGAAUGCUGAAUUUUAGGAGUUAGUGUUAGGGGUAGAAAAAGAGAUUCAGCUGUACUUUUUCAUCAUCAUAUUUUUCCCCUUCUGCAUUUUCACUGAUAAUAUUCCAUGGUUUCAUGGAUUUGUAUGAUAGAUGGUAGCUCCAUGACUCUGUGGGCGCAAAGAUGUAUAAUUUUUUAGAUUGGCUGUACCUUUGAAAUCCUGCACAGUACUUGUGAAUUCCACAACCACCGAAUCUACUUCGAUUCUGUUUCUCCAUAUGGAGUUCAUGUUCUGGUUUUUUUGCGCUG
Molecule: messenger RNA, 2125 nt
Organism: Oldenlandia corymbosa var. corymbosa
Lineage: Eukaryota; Viridiplantae; Streptophyta; Magnoliopsida; Gentianales; Rubiaceae
Source: the annotation of a GenBank genome assembly